Molecule: messenger RNA, 1121 nt
Organism: Budorcas taxicolor (takin)
Lineage: Eukaryota; Metazoa; Chordata; Mammalia; Artiodactyla; Bovidae
Gene: NTHL1
Product: nth like DNA glycosylase 1
Exons: 6
Coding region: 7-1038 (343 amino acids)
Biological process (GO): base-excision repair, AP site formation; nucleotide-excision repair; base-excision repair
Cellular component (GO): nucleus
Molecular function (GO): DNA-(apurinic or apyrimidinic site) endonuclease activity; oxidized pyrimidine nucleobase lesion DNA N-glycosylase activity; 4 iron, 4 sulfur cluster binding
Source: RefSeq, a predicted model, not a curated record
UCCGCCAUGAACGCGGCGGGAGUGAGGAUGGUGGUGACCCGCGCCCGGAGCCAGGGGACUGGGACCAGUCUGAGGCCGGGUGGGGAGAAGGCCGCGCCGCUCCGGAGCGGAGAGGCGGCUGCAGAAGGGAGGAAAAGCUACAGUCCUGUGAAGCGUCGGCGGAAGGCACGAAGAUUGAGCGUGGCCUACGAGACCUCAGAAGGUGAAGAAGGCGAGGGGGCCGAGCGUCUCCAGGCACCAUCCUGGCAGCCUCAGGACUGGCGGCGGCAACUGGACAACAUCCGGACCAUGAGGAGCGGGAAGGAUGCGCCCGUGGACCAGCUGGGGGCUGAGCACUGCUUUGACCCCAGCGCAUCCCCAAAGGUGCAGAGGUACCAGGUGCUGCUGUCCCUGAUGCUCUCCAGCCAGACCAAGGACCAGGUGACAGCGGGCGCCAUGCAGCGGCUACGGGCCCGGGGCCUGACGGUGGACAGCAUCCUGCAAACGGACGACAGCACACUGGGAACGCUCAUCUAUCCUGUGGGCUUCUGGAGGGUGAGCCAGCCUGUGGCCGGCAGGCCUGGGGGCACCACUGGCUUGCAAAAGGUGUCAAGGAAGCUGAACAGCUGCGGGGGGCGGGGGCAGUCGCUGGAGCAGGCAUCCCUGGCUAGCAAGGUGAAGUACAUCAAACAGACCACUGCAAUCCUGCAGCAGCGUUACGGUGGAGACAUCCCAGCCUCCGUGGCAGAGCUGGUGGCGCUGCCCGGUGUUGGGCCCAAGAUGGCGCACUUGGCCAUGGCGGUGGCCUGGGGCACUGUGUCAGGCAUUGCAGUGGACACACAUGUGCACAGAAUUGCCAACCGACUCAGGUGGACCAAGGAGGCAACCAGGUCCCCAGAGGAAACCCGAAGGGCUCUGGAGGAGUGGCUGCCCAGGGAACUGUGGAGAGAAAUCAAUGGCCUGCUGGUGGGCUUUGGCCAACAGACUUGCCUGCCCGUCCGCCCACACUGCCACGCCUGCCUCAACCGGGCCCUGUGCCCAGCUGCACAGGGACUCUGAGGGCCUGGGGCCUCUGCCCGGCGCCACCCUGGCCACUGUCUGUCUGUGCCUUUGCUGGGGAGCCGUAGCCUGUUUAUAAUAAA